CUCUCAUUCUUCAAAUUCAAAUUUUCGAAUCAUCAAACCAACUUUCUCUCUCUGAUAUUUUAGUGCGCAAGUUUCUCUCUCUUACAAGCUCAAACUCUCACGAAAAUGGUUGUGGCGCAAAAAGUGAAGGAAGCGGAAAUCACAGAGCAAGAAUCGCUUCUUCUGACGAGGAAUCUGCUUCGGAUUGCAAUAUUCAAUAUCAGUUUCAUAAGAGGCCUGUUUCCCGAGAAAUAUUUUAAUGAUAAGAAUGUUCCUGCUUUAGAGAUGAAGAUAAAGAAGUUAAUGCCGCUGGAUGCUGAGUCUCGUAGACUGAUAGACUGGAUGGAGAAAGGCGUAUAUGAUGCAUUGCAGAAGAAGUAUCUAAGGACACUACUGUUCAGCAUAUGCGAGGCUGUAGAUGGUCCGGUGAUUGAGGAAUAUGCAUUUUCUUUUAGCUAUCCAAAUGGUGAUAGUGAAGAAGUCUGUAUGAAUUUCAACCGCACUGGAAACAAAAAGCAGGGAGGAACUUUCAAGUGCAACUCUACCAAUGAAGUCACUCCCAAUCAAAUGAAGAGUUCAGCCUGCAAGAUGAUUCGCACUCUGGUUCAGCUCAUGAGAACACUUGACAAAAUGCCAGAAGAGCGUACAAUAUUGAUGAAGCUCCUCUACUUUGAUGAUGUUACGCCAGCGGACUAUGAACCACCAUAUUUCAGAGGCUGCACAAAUGAGGAUGCUCGUAAUCUGUGGAAAAGAAAUCCAUUGAGAAUGGAGGUCGGAAAUGUGAACAGCAAGCAUUUCGUUUUGGCCCUGAAGGUCAAGAGUGUGCUAGAUCCCUGUGAAGACGACAAUGAAGAAAAUAAUGAUGAUAGUGUGAGUUUAGGAGCUGAUUCUGUUCAAAGAGAUGAUACUUCAGAGUCUGGCAGUGAGGUUAGCUCCUCACAAGAAGAUCAGUACAGAGUCGAACCAGUGGACAUCCAGCAACCUUAUCAAGAAGAUACCAUGGCUUCUCAAAGAAGUGAUCAAACACAGGAUGCAGCAGAAGAUGAAAAUCAAUUAAGUCGAGUAAAGGAUUGGAUCAUCUCUAACAUUAGCGAAACUGUGGAAUUCACUGAUGUGCUUGCUAAUUUCCCUGACAUCUCAGUGGUGCUGAUUGAAGAGAUCAUGGAGAAGCUCGUUCUCGAAGGUGUUCUAGCUAAAUCUGGGAAAGAUACAUAUUAUGUUAACAAACAAAAGGAUCCUGAGUAUGAAUUUGAUGUCAAAAAAGAAAUAGAUGACCAAGUUCCACUGAAUGGAGAGAAAACUGCCCCUGCUUCUGGAGAAGAUUUCUUGUAUAUGAAGGCCUUAUACCAUGCUCUUCCAAUGGAUUAUGUCACAAUCAGCAAACUUCAAAGCAAACUUGAUGGUGAUGCUAACCAAACCACUGUAAGAAAACUGAUUGACAAAAUGGCCCAAGAUGGAUUUGUUGAAGCUACAAGCAACCGCAGGCUAGGCAAGCGUGUAAUUCAUUCAGAUGCAGCUGAGAAGAAACUACAUGAAGUCAGAAAGACGUUGGAUUUUGAAGCAAUGGACGUAGAUGUUAAUGCACCGCUAAGCAAGUUGAACCAUGCUGAAGUUGAGAAAAUUGGAAAGAAAGCUGAUGUGUCAACCUGUGGCGUCCUACACUCCAUUGGAUCUGAUAUAACACGGAUGCGAGUAAGAUCUGAACUUGAUACGCAUCAAAACGGUUCCUUUAGGAGUGAUCAGUCUAUUUCAAAAACCAGGGAGGGUCCGUAUACUCCUACAAGCAAGAACGGGCCAGCAGUUUCAAGAGAGAGUACUGUACCUGGGAGUGGUAAACCCAAAUUAAAUGGGAAUAGCAAGAACUGCAAUGAAGCUGAUGAUGUAAUCUGCAGCAGACCAUCUCAAGACAAGCGGUCUAGGAAGGCAAGCACGGUGAAAGAGCCAAUCAUUCAAUACUUUAAGCGCCAGAAAUCUCAAGCUGUUUAGAACGGCCAUGCAUGCUCUUCAAAUAUUCGAGAGUAUGGUGGAGCUAUCAAUCAUCUGAAUAUUUCAAGAAGUGAAGACCUGAUGUUGUUUCAGUAACCUGGGGUUUUUUUUUAGGUACAAAAGGUGGAAUUUUUUGCAUCGUAGUUGUGGUCCAAUAGACUGAUAGAGAGCUAUCUAUUCUAUUAGUAUUUACGACGAAAACUUGAUUAUUGAUGUUGGGUUGUAGUCAUGGAACUUUGUAAGUUUUGAAAUACUGAAAGUUGCAUAAACUUCUCCAUGGCUACUUCGUGUCUUAUCAGAUUAGCACUUCUGGUUAUAGAGCAAUUUACUCAGAAAGUUUUCUAUAGAUAUUGUAGGCUUGUAGCUCGCAGGCCAAGGUAUUUGCAAGGUGGUUGUUGAAUAGAGUAUGUAAUACUAUAUUACUGUCUACAGCUAUUGGUCCCACAUCUCUAUUUUUACAGACUAUUCCCUCUUUUAUUAGCUAGAGGCUUCAGGUACUGUUUGUCCCUUCGGGGACAUCUGAUAAAAUUGGAACGAUACAGAGAAGAUUAGCAUGGCCCCUGCGCAAGGAUGACACGCACAAAUCGAGAAAUGGUCCAAAUUUUU
This is a messenger RNA of Beta vulgaris subsp. vulgaris (sugar beet), 2571 nucleotides long. RefSeq lists its product as hypothetical. Lineage: Eukaryota; Viridiplantae; Streptophyta; Magnoliopsida; Caryophyllales; Amaranthaceae. The record is from RefSeq and is a predicted model, not a curated record. The transcript has 23 exons. Bases 106 to 1965 code for a protein of 619 amino acids.